Messenger RNA from Effrenium voratum, 736 nucleotides. The record is from the annotation of a GenBank genome assembly. Lineage: Eukaryota; Dinophyceae; Suessiales; Symbiodiniaceae.
GAGAUCUGUGGGCUUUUCAGCCGGACUGACGGCACGCGUCUCUCGCGGCAGACGCGGUUUUUUUUCCGGACCCGGGAAGCUCGCGUCGAAGCACAGCGGGCAUUCCUUCGCGGAAUGGCGGGGGCCGAGGACUCGGACCUGGAGACGCGGCAAUUGCACCUGGAGGCCAAUGAGGUGCUCAUACCCAAAGAGGACGCGCGAGAGGUGGAGGCCAGCCGCUUCAAGGUGACCCGGCGCUCGCUGCUGCUGGCGCUGUGUUUGGGCCUGGUGCUGCUGGUCCCCGUGCGAAAGAAUGUGCAGGCGGUUGUGAGCCAGCUGCUGCAGCUGGAUGAAGAGCCGCCGGAAGACAUGCCCUGCUUCGUGCAAGGCGUGUACUAUCACCACCCCGCCAUGAUGGCGGGGGAAUUGGAGACCUACCAGCCGUCGCCGGAAGCCUGCCAGGUGGAGUGCAAGAAGGAGCCGAGGUGCCUGCACUUCACCUAUUGGCCGGACGGAGGCUGCUUGUUGACCACCAGCGUGUCCACCCUCAAGGCUUCGGGUCUGGGAUAUUCAGACGCGCUCUCAGGGCCCAAGGAUUGCGAUGAUCUCGUGCACUUCCAGCGGGAGUUCCACACAGGCACCGUCUUCUGUGAUGAACACCCCAUUUGGGAAGGAGCUACUGCCAGCCACGCCGUGUGCAGGCGCAGGUGCAACAACAAUGAGAACUGCGCGUGGUACAGUUAUUGGCAUUCAGGCG